ACUUAGUCAGACACACUCACACGCACACGAGACGCGCGUCUGUGACACACAACAUCUAAUAUCUAAUUUUGUGGUGACAGUGCAGUGCGCGGCACGCGACCACUCGACGACAACAAACAACAACAACAACAACAACAACAAAGGAGAAGAAACAACCCAACGAUGGAUCGAUCAGACUGAAAUCGGCAGCGGCAGCCGGCCAAACAAAUCCAUUUUCACCACGCUCAUCGUCUGUGUGUCGUCCGAAACGUGUAGGACUGUUCGAAACUGUUCGACACGCUGGAAAUUUCGCGGAAGAUGGUGCUCGAAUCGGGCGUGCUUCCGCCCCCGUUGCAGCUAUACGCGGCGGCGGCCGCCCAUCUGGCGCCCCGACCGCCUUGGGCGCCGCUGUUGCAAUUCCCGGGGGCGGCCACACUCCUCGGGAUGCCGGGCGCCUUUUCGCCGCUCAACAGGCCGAGAUACCCGCCAGGCUUGGGGCCCGGAAUGAGGGCGCCGCCCGGACCGCCGUCGGAAGACAGCGGCAGCGAAACGCACGGAAAAGGAGGUGCUUGCAGUAGCGGCGAAGCCGAUUCCGAGAGCGCCGCAUCGAAACGUCGCAGAAGUCGAACAAACUUCAACAGUUGGCAGCUGGAGGAGUUGGAACGCGCCUUCCUGGCCAGCCACUAUCCCGACGUGUUCAUGCGGGAAGCGCUGGCGAUGCGACUGGACCUGAAGGAGAGCCGAGUCGCCGUGUGGUUCCAGAACAGGAGAGCAAAAUGGCGUAAGAAGGAGCAUACGAAAAAAGGUCCCGGCCGACCGGCACACAACGCUCAUCCCCAAUCCUGUUCCGGCGAGCCGAUACCGCCGAACGAGUUGAGGGCGCGCGAAAGAGCCCGUCGCCGGAAAAAGCUGCAAAAAGCCUUGGAACGUCAGGCCCGCAAGUUACGAGCAAAAGGAAUCACCGUCGAUUUGGUGGCUCUGAAAAGGGAGUACCUGUCGCAACGUGGAGUCGAUCCUUUGGACAGUGACAGUGACAUUGACGUGGUAGGUGACUCCGGAGCGGAAUCGGAUAAUUUUAACAAUUCGAGAGACAACGACGUGUUCUCGAACGCCUCUGAGACCGGGGUGGAUCUAACGGCGGCGUCCCACGACGACAAAAGUCGACAGAGGCUAAAUCCGUUCAGUAUAGAGUCACUUUUGAACACCACAUAGUUUCGCAUUGAUCGGAUCAACAGAUAAACAAUGACUAUGUUGAUGAACUGUGCAAUAAAUAGAGUGUUUGUUUGUUUGUUUGUUUGUUUGUUUGUUUGUGUUUGUUAAGAUCGGUUUGGCUGCAGUUUUGCAGAUUCAUUUUUGUAUAUUAUCGGUGAUGUUUGUGUAAAUAGUAAAUUGGACAUAUCUAUCGAGUGAUCUGUCUGCAGUCAAACCUGUAUUUAUUUUGUACAUAUUUAGCAACAUAAUGAAGAGAAUCCCUUGUAUAAAUUUCCCACACCCUGCCCCCGCCCUUCCCAAAUUUCCGAAACAGUACUGUAAUUAUUAGAUUAAAUGGAUGCCCUUCGUCCGUCGGAUACAAAUAUUUUUAACUCAUUUUUUGUACAAAAGUUGGGGCCAUCCAAAAACAAAAGGAAAAACCAAAACAAAGACAAUAAAAAUCAUACGAAAUCAAUCGAAUCGCCUCAACGAGAAAUGUUUGGCCUUUUCGGAACCAUAUCAAUAAGAUUAUCUAUCGUUUGGAUCCGAUGGACGAUCGAAUCAACAACGUUUCGUACUAGGACAGCAAUACAUCCGCAAGUUCAAAUUGUUUAGACUUAGACAUAAAUAAAGAAAGUGCAUGUCGUCCGUUUAUUCCUUCGGUUGUCCGUCUGUCUGUCUCAUUUCAUUUGAGAAAUUUCCUAUUAGCUGACAACGAUGCAAACAAAACGAUUCAUCAUUCUCUUCAAACUCUCUUUGUCGAACAACGAACAUUGUUGUCGGCUAAUUCGAAAUCUACUAUUAAACACUAAUCAGUGAUCUGCAGUGCUACUAUAUCAGAUAAAUUGAAUUAUCUAUAAUAAAUAUAUUAUUUAUUCGAA
Molecule: messenger RNA, 2051 nt
Organism: Aethina tumida (small hive beetle)
Lineage: Eukaryota; Metazoa; Arthropoda; Insecta; Coleoptera; Nitidulidae
Product: homeobox protein unc-4
Exons: 3
Coding region: 298-1191 (297 amino acids)
Biological process (GO): regulation of DNA-templated transcription
Molecular function (GO): sequence-specific double-stranded DNA binding; DNA-binding transcription factor activity, RNA polymerase II-specific
Source: RefSeq, a predicted model, not a curated record